GUUAGAUCACGAAUUUUUUACUACAUAAAAUACCCUACUUCGCCUACUUCCAAUUUAUUUCUUAUCUAAAAAUGGCUAUUAUCCAUUGUCAAUUCUUUUCACGUUAGUUUUUGUAGGUAGCAUAAUUAUUAAUAACUAGUUAGAAAUGCUUAAAAUUAAUAACAAAAUUGUUGCAUUAAAACCAUGGGAAAACCUGGCCACCAAGAUUUCAACACGAAAUAUUUCAGCAUUAGAAAACAGGGCUUGCUACGACAUAGUAGUAGUCGGAGGGGGAAUCGUAGGGGCAGCUACAGCUCGUGAAUUGAAAAAAAGGCAGCGCCAUUUAAAAAUAGCACUAGUAGAAAAAGAAAAAGAACUAGCUUUCCACCAAAGUGGACAUAAUAGCGGUGUUAUUCACGCCGGAAUAUAUUAUACACCAGGUUCUCUAAAAGCUAAACUCUGCGUCGAAGGGAUGAAACUAGCAUAUGAAUAUUGCAACACUAAACAUAUCCCAUACAAAAAAGUAGGUAAACUGAUUGUAGCCACAAACUCAGAAGAAGUUAAAAGACUACAAGUUCUACAUGAAAGAGGUAUAAAAAAUAAUGUGCCUGACUUAAAGAAAUUAAUAGGAGCCAAUGAAAUUAAAAAAAUCGAACCGUUAUGUACGGGGUUAGAGGCAUUGUGGUCUCCACAUACUGGUAUUGUCGAUUGGAAAUUAGUAACUAAUCAUUAUGCGGAGGAUUUUAAACAAGAUGGAGGUGAUAUACAUCUAAAUUUUGAGGUAAAUGGCUUCAAUUCUUCAGAAAACGUGGAUUAUCCCAUAGAAAUUUUCUCAAAAUGCGGUAAAAUUUUCGAAUCAAAAUACGUAUUGACGUGCGGUGGUUUACAUUCCGAUUAUCUGGCCGAAUUAUCUGGGUGUUCAAAAUCCCCAAAAAUCGUGCCGUUCAGGGGAGAAUAUUUAAUUUUGGCCGCCGAAAAAGCGAAACUAAUCAAAGCGAACAUUUAUCCAGUUCCGGAUCCCAGGUUUCCGUUUUUGGGUGUCCAUUUCACUCCACGAAUGGACGGCAGCGUCUGGAUUGGACCGAAUGCUGUUUUUGCUUUUAAAAAGGAGGGAUACAGGUGGAACGACUUCAAUAUAAAAGAACUAUUCGACAACGUCACAUACCCGGGAUUUUUGAAAUUAGCGUAUAAAUAUAUGGGAAAAGGCGGCCAAGAAAUGCUUAAAUCUUUUUCACCGAAAAUGGUAGUCAGAGAUUUGCAAAAGUUCAUACCGUCUUUAACAUUCGAAGAUAUCGUUCCAGGACAAGGAGCAGCUGGAGUGAGGGCGCAAGCUUUAGAUGAAGACGGAAAUUUGGUAGACGAUUUUUACUUCGACACAAAGUCUUAUGAUAUUGGAGGCGUUACCAAAAACAGAAUUCUACACUGCAGAAAUGCGCCUAGUCCGGGUGCUACAAGUUCAUUGGCUAUUGCGAAAAUGAUUGCUGACAAGUGUGAAAAUGAAUUUAGAAUUCAAGAUGAAACAACGGAAACACAAAAAAUUACUGUUUGAGCUCGCUUUAAUGUAGGAAAACCACAUUUCAAUUAUUUGAAAAAAUAAAGCUCCCAAAUACCUAGACGAAUUUUUAUGUACGUGUUCAGUGGGGCGCUGCAAGACACAAAUUUGAGAUAUAAUAAUUGUAAACUAAAAAAAUGUUAAAAUAUUUUUAUAUGUAAAAAA
Messenger RNA from Psylliodes chrysocephalus, 1696 nucleotides. The record is from the annotation of a GenBank genome assembly. Lineage: Eukaryota; Metazoa; Arthropoda; Insecta; Coleoptera; Chrysomelidae.